CGGAGUCGAGAAGGGCACGUAGGGGUAGAUCGGUGGGUGGGAGGCGUUUCCGUUGAAGCGCGUAUCCGGGUGCUGUUUCCGGGUUCCUUUGUCCCUGGUGUCGCAGGCCAGCUCCUUCCUUGCCCCCCCUCAGAAAAUAAACAAAUUGAACUUUUCCAAAUGGCCCAGUUCAAGCGCCAAAAGCAGCUGCGAACCAGCAGUCAUCAGGGAUCCAGAUCAUUUGCAGGAACCCAGCCCGCCUCUUUACUGGGACCUGCACCUGGCUUAUUAAAUCCUCCUAUAUCAGCAGAUAUUAUCCAGGCAACACGGCAUCUUCAGGGGGGAGAGAAACAGCGAGUUUUUACUGGAAUAGUUACCAGCCUCCAUGAUUAUUUUGGAGUGGUGGAUGAUGAAGUUUUCUUCCAGCUAAGUGUUGUCAAAGGUCGGAUGCCACAAGUUGGUGAGAAAGUGUUGGUGAAAGCUGUCUACAACCCAAACCAGUCAGUGCCAUGGAAUGCCUUGAAGGUCCAGACGCUGUCGAAUCAGCCUCUUCUGAAGGCCCCAACGCCUCUUCUCCAUGUGACUCCCUUGGGACAGAAGCAAGGCAUCCUGGGAUCUCAGCCCCAAUUGCUAUUUCAGCCUCACCGAAUCCCACCUCUGUUUCCCCAGAAACCCAUGAGCCUCUUCCAGGCAUCUCCAUCACUCCACUUGGGACAUCUUGGGAGAUACACAGGUCGGGGCCCAAAGGGCAGGCUGGAUUCAGGCAGAUGGGAUGACUUUGACUCCAAGAAGCGGAAGCAGAAAGGUGGUGAGCCAUGGGCAGUGAAGAAACCACGGCAUGAACCACCCCAGUAUCGGGUCCAGUUGACUUGCUACACUGUGAACAGCCCCUUCUGUGAUGCCAUGGAAAUCUUGAGGCGUUACAGCAGUAUCCAGUUGCCCAAGGAGUUCUACGAUGUCCGCCUCUGCUGGCUGGACACCUUCCCGCUUGCUCACCCGUUGACCCUCCGGCAUCCCAGCCGCAUCCAAGUGGCCAGUCCUACUGAAGAGGUACCUCCAACAGAGGAGGACGCUACCCUGAACGCUCAGCCAGAGGACUUCAACUCUGCAUUCAGUGCAAAGGUUUUGCUGCUGUGUUCUCCAGGCAUAGAAGAAUUCUACCGCAAUUGCUUGCUCUACACUGAAGAUUCCAGUGAUCAGAGGGAGAAUCCAGAGCAUCCGACAAAGCAAAUUAAGUUCUUUCUGGGAAAGAAAACAGAUGAAGCGGUUCUGAUUGGAGGGGAAUGGUCCCCAUCUCUGGAUGGUCCCGACCCGGCCACAAAUCCCAUGGUUCUGAUUCGCACGGCCAUUCGUUGCACCAAAGCACAGACUGGUUUGGACUUGAGCCCCUGUACUAAAUGGUACCGGUUUGCUGAGUUUAGAUAUCUACAUGAAGGAAGCCCCUCUCAUCAGGAGCAGACCGUGGUCUUCCUGCCAGACAUCUGGAGCUGCAUGCCUUCUCUCGAGGAAUGGGAGGCCUCGUGCAAGCAGAAAGCAGAAAAGGCACCGCCACCGUCGGAAGAGAAAGUAGAGACGGAAGGUGAACCUGAACAGGCCUCCAAGCCAGCCACGGAGGAGGAGAUGGAGGCCACAGAUCAAGGAGGAGGCUCAGCCGAAUCUACCCCUGAACCAGCCGUGGAGCCGCCAGCGCCUGAAGUAGAGGCCCCAACUGCCCCGCUGGAACCGGCCAUCAUUGUUCAUCCCCAGCCAGCAUUGCAGGGGGGACAGGCCAGCUGCAUCAACCUCUCUCUCUACACCCUGCUGGAGUAUAGGCAGCAGCGGGAGAAACUCUCUUUUGAGGUGGCAGUGGUGUCAGAGUUCUUCCAGGAGAUGCUUCAACGAGAUUUCGGCUAUAAGCUCUACAAGGCGUUACUGGCCCUGCCAGAGAAAGAAGAGCCACUGGAGGCCAAGAACCCUGAACCAGAGAAAGCAGCAGAUUUGGAGAAGGAGGGAGAGAGCGAGCUGAAAGAAGAGACUAAAGAAAAUCUAGAGACUGAGGAGGCGCCUGCCACUCACCAGGAGAACGCUCAGAAGGAGGCGGCAAGCAGCGUGGGAGAAAAGCCUGAAGAUCAAGACGGGGCCAACAUACCUAAGGAAAAAAGCAGUGUCAAAGCUGAAUCAAAAGACUCCACAGAUGAGCUUUGUGAUCUAAGCCUGGAAGACGACCUGCUGCUCCUGAGAGAGGAAGAGGAAGAGGAUUUUGGUGUCAAGUUGGAAGAUGCUGAAGUGAGAUCAGUUGCAUCCAAUCAAUCAGAGACUGAAUUCUCCUCCCUUCAUGAUGUGCCCAGAGAGUUGGACCCAAGUGCUGUGUUGCCACUGGAUGCCCUUCUUGCCUUCAUUUACUUUGACUUGAAUUUCUGUGGCUACCUACACCAGAGGGACGUGGAAAAGCUUCUCCUCACUUUGGGGCUGCAUCUCUGCAAAGAGCAGGUGAAGCGCCUGGUGAACAGGGUGGUGACGCAGUUCGUGUGCCGCUACCGCAGCCUACACUACAACCGGCAGGAAGGGACUGAGCCAGGCCCUGAUGAGGAGUCAUUAGGGAACCUUGCCUUGCUGCCCUCGUCCUCCCUUCCCAAAGAUCACACCAAGUCAACUCUGGAGACUCCGUCUGGUAAUCUGGUUUCAUACGAUGGGGCUGUCCUUAAUGUGAGCAAACUGCUGGAGAAGGCGGAGCAGAGAGAAAACAGUCGCCUCUAUCUGGAGAACAAAAUCCAUACACUGGAGCUCAAACUAGAAGAGACUCAGACCCGUUUCUCAGCGACAGAGGCCUCCAACAAAGCCUUGACAUCUGAAGUGCAGGAGCUGCAGAAACGCCUUGCUGAGAUGGAGGAGCAGUCAAAAGUGGCCGACAGGCAAAAAUCCCAUUUCCAGAGGCUGCUGCAGGAGAAUAAGAAACGCCUGGUUCCGCUGCAGCUGGAAAUCCAGAAGAUAAUUGAGAAGACCAAUAACUGCUUAGAAAAGAAAGAUCCAACACCCACAGCAGUUUCCAGCAAUUGACGUCCCUCAGAGAAGCAGCUCAGCUGGGAAAUUCUGUGCCCUGGUUUGAUAGUUUGGGGCUAUGGGUCAGCAGUUGUGGGUAAGCCUUUAAAACCUGCAACCCUUUCACUGCCAGUGAGAAGCCGGAGCUGGCUUUCAUCGUGAACCGCUGGGCCCCCAGACUUGGGGAAAGGGCCACCUAGUCUAAACAUAGCUGGGAUCAACAAUUCAUAUGCUGGAGCCACAUUAUUGUUUAAAGGAUACCCAUUAGGUAGGAGUUUUGAUGGUCUAUUGUGUGAGUGGAAAAGCUGCAGUACAGAUGUUUUUCAAGGCUAUUUGCCAGCAGCAAGCAUUAGAAGGAAAAGUCAUCACAUUACUAAGCCUUGAGGCAGGUGGAUAUGGACAGCAGGUGCCACAUUGCUCCGUAGGGCAGAGCAGGGGCAUGGCUAGCCUAUUUGUGCUGCAUGGAGACUUUCUUCCUUCAGGCAUCCCCCUCUUCUCUUCUCUCCCUUCCCCCAGCUCCCGAGCUUUAGCUGAAGGAGGUGACAUUCUGCCUGCCUUUAGACUAAAAAGUCUACAAAGGAAUCAUCAGAACGGCCGGGCAUUUAAGCAUCUGAAUUAAUGUAGUGGUUCUGAGCCAUCCCACCCAUAGUGGAUCAUACAGUUCAGUUGCUGCAGGCUAGUUUGUGGCCAUUGCUGCAAUACAUGCAGGGCAGUUUGUUAUUGUGGCUUGAAUUUAAAUCCUUGCACAUUCCCAAUGCAGUGUGUGAACCCUUCAAGGAAGGGGGUGGGGCUGCCUUUUGACCCUCAAGGCCAGUCCUGGGUCACUCUUUUGCCCUUCUGCUGUGUUUCCAUCAUCCAGCCUAGAAAUGCAAGUGAAAUUCUUGAGCACCUGGUCUAGCUGGGGGUGCGGGAGGAUACACACACACACGUUUUGUGUUAGGCAGCAGAGUGGUUGGCUGGAAUGCAGUUGGGGGGAUCAUCAGGUUUCAGGAGGGCUGCAGUAGGUAGCCAGUUGGGUCCCUUUGGUAGUUUUUAGCACAGUAGUUGAUGGACUUGGACUAAGACAGGUGCUGUGAUGGCGACUGCAGCACCCCCCCUCCCCCCAUGGAAUCCUGCAGUUGGCAUUGAUUGCAUCUGCUUCCCUGUACUCUCAGGUGGUCUGUCACUUCUGGUUGUGUUGCUUUUAGUCUGUAAAUGUGAUAACAACUUGUAUUUAACUGGCCAAGUUCCCUUUUAUAAAAGUCUCUUCCUCA
Molecule: messenger RNA, 4250 nt
Organism: Sphaerodactylus townsendi
Lineage: Eukaryota; Metazoa; Chordata; Lepidosauria; Squamata; Sphaerodactylidae
Gene: CCAR2
Product: cell cycle and apoptosis regulator 2
Exons: 21
Coding region: 160-3015 (951 amino acids)
Biological process (GO): regulation of DNA-templated transcription; RNA splicing
Cellular component (GO): DBIRD complex; nucleus
Molecular function (GO): RNA polymerase II complex binding
Source: RefSeq, a predicted model, not a curated record